AUGACUGUCUUGAUAGUAUCUUUGUUUCUGCCCUACACGGUGAACUUCCAUGUCAACGACAACUCGCGCAGCCGCUCUCCCCCUCUUGUUACCCCAGCCGCAAAUCCCAUCGUCGAAGGGAUUCCUCCACCUCCCAGUACCGCCACCGCUAGCUUGUUCGAGAAGCCUAGUUCGGGCACUGUGCCGGGUCUAACGCCAGGCGCUACAACGGAUCAUGAGCGCAUUUUCGCGUCCAAUAUAGCGCAGGCAGAACAGGAGCAAACCGGAUACCCGUUCCCUUCAACCGGUGAGCUGAAUAACCGACUUUUCACGGAGAGUGAAGGAAACUCCCCAUUAUGGGGUGCCACCACUUCGCUCAAUCAGCCCAAGCCACAGGCAAUCCCGUCGCCGUCGCCAUCUAUUCUGAAGCACCAAGAUCCUCGACCCGUCAAGGAAACAAUGUCGCAGCUGCCAGCCGUGCCCGAGCACGUUUCGUCCUACUCUAGACUGAGAAAGGCCAGCACGGCGAGCCGAAAAUUAUCAUUUUCGAGAGCCGAAUGGACGAUUGAGACCGCCGAACAGGGUAAUGGUGGCCUGCGCAAUGCAGUGCGAUCUGCAACUGAUGCUGGGGUUUUGGAUGAGUUAAUGUGGGUUGGCACUCUGGGGAUGCCCACUGAUGCCCUGGAAAAAUACACCCGGAGAGAUAUCGCAGAGAAGUUGGAAGAUGAGUAUGGCUCUUUGACCGUCUUUGUCAAGGACGGUGACUUCGACGGCCAUUACACCCAUUUCUGCAAAACCAUUCUGUGGCCGGUCUUCCAUUAUCAGAUCCCGGAUAACCCAAAAAGCAAAGCCUAUGAGGAUCAUUCAUGGAUUUAUUACGUUAAGUUGAAUCAGGCUUUCGCCGACCGCAUUGCGAAGCACUGGAAGCGGGGUGACUCGAUCUGGAUCCAGGAUUAUCACCUUCUACUGGUCCCAGCUAUGCUUCGCAAGUUAUUGCCAGAUGCACAGAUUGGAUUCUUCCUGCACAUCGCUUUCCCGUCCUCGGAAGUCUUCAAGUGCUUGGCACCACGCAAGGAGCUCCUCGAGGGCAUGCUUGGCGCCAACCUCAUUGGUUUCCAGACGGAUGAAUACUGUCGACACUUCCUCCAGACCUGCAGUCGCAUCCUGUGCGUGGAAGCGACUCCCGAAGGCGUCCAGUUGGAAGACCGCUUUGUCAACGUCGGCACUUUCCCUAUCGGCAUCGACCCGACCUCCUGGGAUAAGCGCCGCAAGGCGAUUGAUGUGGAGCGAUGGGUUGAUACUAUUUCGGAGCGCUAUCAAGGAAAGCGCCUCAUUGUCGCACGCGAUAAGAUCGAUUCCGUUCGGGGUAUUCGCCAGAAACUUCUUAGUUACGAACUUUUCUUGAAUACCUACCCGGAAUGGGCGGAUAAGGUUGUGUUGAUCCAGGUCGCAACCAGCACCACAGAACAACCUGAGUUGGAAGCGACCAUCUCUGACAUCGCGAUGCGCAUCAAUUCCACCCACUCUACGCUCGCUCACCAACCUCUGGUCUUCCUCAAACAAGACUUGGCCUUCCCGCAGUACCUUGCGCUUAUCACUAUCGCAGAUGCCUUGAUGAUUACUAGCUUGCGUGAGGGCAUGAACCUGACUAGUCAUGAGUUUGUCUACUGUCAGGAUGGCCGCUGCGGCGAUAAAGGCUUUGGAUCAUUGAUUCUCAGCGAGUUCACCGGCAGUGCGUCAGUUUUUGGAGACCAUGCCCUGUUGGUUAACCCUUGGGACUACCGCCAGUGCUCCGAGGCCAUCCACACGGCCCUCACUCGUGGUGGGGAGGAAAGGAAGAAGAUUUGGGAAGAGCUCCACCGUGCGGUUCUCAAGAAUUCGACUGCCAACUGGGUCAAAUCAUUCAAUGAAACUCUUAGUCGCGUCUGGAACGAGCAAUCUUCGCGAGAGAUCAUGGCGGUCCCCCGACUGUCUGUAUCCCGACUCACCGAGCGGUAUCGUCAGUCUAAGCAACGACUCAUGAUCGUUGAUUACGAAGGCACCCUGGCCUCUUGGGGAUCGCCACGCAGCAUUAUUCUGACUACACCGCAGCGCGCGAUCACAACCCUUACCGACUUGACCGAUGACCCCAACAACAUUGUUUAUGUGAUGAGCUCGCGCAUGCCAGAGGAAAUGGAGCGCCUGUUCCGACAGGUCAAUAACCUUGGCCUGAUCGCCGAGAACGGGUGCUUUGUGCGCGAGCCGAACUGUGAUUCGUGGACCCACCUUGCUGACAAGGUUCAUGUGAAGAAUUGGAAGGCAUCGGUAUCCAACAUCCUUGCGUACUUCCAGGCGCGUGUCGAGGGCAGCUGGAUUGAGGAGCGCCACUGCUCCCUUGUUUUCCACCACGGAUCCGCCGAGGACCGUCACGUUGCCGCUCGAUCUGCCGCUGAAUGCGCAGGCAAUAUCAACGAUGCGUGCGCCAACCUUGACGUGCACGCUGUGCCCGUUGAGGGCGCUUUGAUUGUGGAGACGACUCAUACCAACAAGGCAUCCGCGGCCGAGUUGGUCUGGAAGUGGGUCUUGGCGGCUGCAGAGAAGAAGGAAGAAGCUGUCAAGCCAGAUUUCUUGCUCGUCGUUGGCGACAAUCGCGAGGACGAGCCUGUUUUCCGCUGGGCCAAUAAGCUGCAGAGUUCCAAGGCCGUCGAUUAUGCUAUGACUGUCACAUUGGGUUCACGCAGCACGGAGGCCAAGGCUACCCUGACUCAGGGUGUUACUGGCGUUCUCUCUUGUCUGCAGCAAUUGGCUGCCUCCAACGGCCAAGCCAAGUUGCCGCUGCGAUGA
Penicillium bovifimosum is the source of this 2802-nucleotide messenger RNA. RefSeq names its product putative alpha,alpha-trehalose phosphate synthase subunit TPS3. Bases 1 to 2802 code for a protein of 933 amino acids. NCBI's taxonomy places the organism in Eukaryota, Fungi, Ascomycota, Eurotiomycetes, Eurotiales, Aspergillaceae. The transcript is spliced from 3 exons. The record is from RefSeq and is a predicted model, not a curated record. Gene Ontology annotation, cellular component: cytosol; alpha,alpha-trehalose-phosphate synthase complex (UDP-forming). Gene Ontology annotation, molecular function: catalytic activity. Gene Ontology annotation, biological process: trehalose biosynthetic process.